This is a messenger RNA of Ostertagia ostertagi, 732 nucleotides long. The record is from the annotation of a GenBank genome assembly. Lineage: Eukaryota; Metazoa; Nematoda; Chromadorea; Rhabditida; Trichostrongylidae.
AUGGGAGAACAAUUAAUUGAGGAGUUUUGGAUUGCUGAGGGUUAUGAAAAACCCGCGGAGACCGUUCUGCCUACGAACCAAUCCCAGCGAAGGCUAUGGGAACUAAUGGAGUACCCUGACAGUUCCCUCGCUGCUCGAAUCGUCGCCUUCAUCUCCAUCUUUGUCAUCGUAAUAUCAAUAGUGUCGUUUUGUUGGGAGACGGUACCUUCUGGAGACGUCCGUGAAGUAAACACAACUUUACCAUUGAACGCGACGUCUUCGGACAAGGAGGAUGGCAGGCCGCUUUGGAAUCCGUUCUUCUGGCUUAGAACUCAACUCACACUCCGAUUUAUCAGUUGCCCGUCGAAAGUGAAAUUCUUGAUGUCGUUCCUCAACAUCAUCGACUUUGUCGCAAUCGCUCCAUUCUUCGUGAAUCUCAUCUGGGCCGACGCUAAUAAGUCGAGUGGAUCAAUGUCCUUCGCAGUGCUUCGAAUUCUUCGGCUCGUGCGAGUGUUUCGAAUAUUCAAGCUGAGCAGACACUCAGCUGGUCUACAAAUUCUCGGAAAAACAUUCCGAGCGUCGGUGCAGGAGUUUUGUUUGCUCAUAUUCUUCAUGGCGAUAGCUUUGGUGCUGUUCUCAUCAGGGAUGUAUUUCGCCGAACAAGGAGAGCCAAAUUCGAAAUUCACCUCUAUACCGGCAUCGUUCUGGUUUGUACUGAUAUGGCGAUCUAGUUCCACUGAGCACUCAUGGUAA